This is a messenger RNA of Amoebophrya sp. A25, 1573 nucleotides long. NCBI's taxonomy places the organism in Eukaryota, Dinophyceae, Syndiniales, Amoebophryaceae. The record is from the annotation of a GenBank genome assembly.
AUGAUGAAGCACGACCAGACUCAUCAAGGACAAUUAUGAACAGUGUCAUUUUUGGUGGACCUGGACAAAACUGAUCAUGACAGUACAACAUGAACAUUCUUCCUCCACCUGGCUGCACUUUUACAAGCAGCUGCAGCAGCUGUGCUUGGUUCUAAUUUCUCUUGCUGUCCCUGUCUACUCAUUUAGAUUAUUCCUGCAAACUGUUCGCGAUUCUAAUUUUCCUUGCUGUAACGACGCGUACGCUCGAGGGUAUGAUUCGUUUGGCGACGGCUCAUGCGAAGCUGCGACUUUCCAAAGAGGUCACGGUUGAGGAUGUAGAAGUAACACGCAAACUCCUGAUGAAGAUUAAGGGUAGUUUAUCACUAUCCCAUGUGACCUAUGCGGAGUGGAGUCCUUCUUGAUUUGAUGGGGAAGCUGAGGGGUAAAGAUGAGGACCCACUCGCCUCGGGAUAGUGAAUAACAAACUGCCUUUAAGAAGAGCAGGAGCAUGGAAAGCAAAGUAGCUGAAUAUAAUAACGGAGAGGACCCGAACGCGGCUGCACGGUCCUACACUUUGUUUUAUGUUUAGAACUGUUAGAUUAAAGAAGCUAUAGCCCGCGAAUAGGUACAUCAAUCAAUCAAUUAAUCAAGAUGAUUGAAGAAGCACGGAAUUUUACAACAUCAAGAUGAUUGGCACUCACAGGAACAAGCGUGGUCGCGGACAGGAUGAUGACAACAUGGACGUGGAUGAAGAGGAAGAUGAGGAAGCCAAGAGACAGCGCGUCGAAGAACAGGAAGCAAAGAUUGACGAGAAUUUGUAUCUCAAAUUCAAGGACAUCGUCUUCACUUAUGAUCACUCCGCGUAAUUCAUGAUUAGAAGUUUAUCAAUCGGUUAUUCUGCUCUCCAACAACAGAAGGUGGUACAGGAUAGUUGAAAGGCCUCGACGGUGUCAGUAUGACACAUAAAAGAGGAUCCAUGACAUGACAUGAGAAGCAUCUUGAAGCUGUUGCUCUCGUCCCAUAUAAUAUUGUCAAAGGAGUAAGUAAGAUUGACUAAAAGAGGAGCGUAGAAGGUAACGUAUGAGUAAAGUGUAGAGGACGAGUGCGCCCUCUUCUUCUGGGCUGGCGAAUUGUUAGUUACCAGCGAUUUUGUAGCAUCUUGAAACUGUUGCAGCUCUCUGAUAUAGUGGAAGCAAAGUUUUGAACACCCACUCCAUGGUUAGGUUUUUGUUUUCUACCGACCCUAGAAAAGGUGGAAGCUUCAGGAUGCAUUGCAAGAGGAAUCACGCGUGAGCUCUAAUUCAACAUGUUCCGCAACCAGCAGCGUUACGACCUCCCCCUGGACGAAAUUCAAGAAAAGGUUCAAGAAGAUUAUGAUGAGUUAGUGGACUAGUAGCUUUAGUUGUACAAGAAAUUCAACACAACUCACUACAGAUGAUAUCCCACGUAGUGGUAGUACUAGCACUUCGUCGAGUUACACACCCUCUAAUCCACUACAAAAAUGGACAACCUCGAGUACGAUGCUUGCCUUCAGCAGUUUAUCCGCGAGAGGAAGGGGAUGAUGCAAGCAGACAUUCUGUAUUUGACCGCAUAA